Molecule: messenger RNA, 2890 nt
Organism: Hyla sarda
Lineage: Eukaryota; Metazoa; Chordata; Amphibia; Anura; Hylidae
Gene: SNX22
Product: sorting nexin 22
Exons: 9
Coding region: 527-1087 (186 amino acids)
Molecular function (GO): phosphatidylinositol phosphate binding
Source: RefSeq, a predicted model, not a curated record
AAGGCUCCGCUCGUCAUUCAAGGUGGGGUGAAUGAAGAACCAAGCCAGGCUGUGGCACUUCAGCAGCUCUGUCCCACCUCCUUGACACUUGUCUGAAAAAUAAAAAGAUAAUAAGUUUGGCAAACAUCAUCAGUUAUCUAGGUUAUCUAGGAGGCCGGAUGAAGCGCAUUCCUAUGCGUGAGACCGCCGGCAGUCGCCUCUGAGCGCUCCACUGUCCGAGUUCUCCGUGUCCGAGCCGUGACCCGAGAUGGGAGCAGGAGUACCUGGAUUAUAGCGGUGAGUGCAGGGCACCUUUGUCCUUUGUAUACUACUAUUCGGUGAUUGUUGCUUUCACUGUCCUAGCACCUCCGCUGCCAGAGUUGGGUUUCCAUAUCUGCGGGACGCCAUUUCCAUCUCGUGGUCUCAGGAGGUUUAAGGGGCUUGAAGUGGAUCAAACAAAAGGCACAAUUGGUACAGCUCACCCAGCCACAUAGAAGUGCAGUCUCACUGGCUGACUGAUCCUGAAUGGCAAGCGCCAGGUGCAUGGAUGCCGCGUCGGACAGACAGAAUGGAGUAUCCAAGGAAAUUUGUAGGAAUCCAGCACCAGGUUUUCAAAUUAGAUGUUUUAUGCAAUGGCCGUCGACAUACACUGGACCGCCGGUAUAGUGAAUUUCAUACACUUCAUAAGCUGCUCAAGAAGACAUGCAAAGUUCCUGACUUUCCCCCCAAAAGGGUUCCAAACUGGAUGUCCAAGGUGCAGGAGCAAAGACGACAAGGACUAGAGGCAUAUAUUCAAGGGGUUUUGUGGUUCAACCAAGAAGUUCCCAAAGAGCUGUUAGAUUUUCUAAAAGUGAAACACUUUCCACAAGGCAAAAAGAACUGCAGCUUAGACAGGCUUUUGGCAGACAUCACUCCAGGAGAAACCAGUUCACAGUUGGCACAUAAGGCAGUUGUAGGAUUUUACAAGGACCUGUACAUUUUCCCUCCAGACACAGCUAUACUUGAGGACAUAGUGUUACAAGGAGUAAUUCAAGGACUAUAUCAGCAGACUCACAAGAAUCCUCCAGUAGCCAAGCAGAAGUUACCAACAAGCAAUCCUGUUCCGUGACAGUAAACAGAUAUGACAAUCAUUCCAUUUGUACCUGUGAGCUCUGCUACUUCUCUAGUCAACAUCAUCAUUGGAUAUUUCAUGGACCAAGUAUUUUGGCGCUGCACAGCCGGUCAGACAGGAGCUGCCCCUGGUAUCAAUAACUACCUGGAUCGUCUGAGGAGUGACAUUAACUCUGGUGUUUCACAAGUUGUAUUACUAGUACUAUUCUGUAUGUCUGGGGGUGAACAGUAGAAAGUCAUUGUGGGGAGAAUUAUCAAACUUGUGUAGAAUAGCAACCAGAUUGCUUUUACACAUAGGCAGAUUGGUUGCUAUGGGUAACUGCACCACUUUUCUAUACACAGGUGUUGAUAAAUCUUCCUCACAGUUCAGUGUAUGAGAUCUAGAAUCAUAAAAUACAGUGAUAGCUGUACUGUAUCUCAGUCCAGGCAGUUGUUUGUUUUUAACUUUUGUAGAACUGAAACUGACAACUCAUGGUAUAUAAUGCAAGUUAAAACUGGUGUGAAAAGCUCCUGAAAAUAAAGUGACUUGUACCAAUACAACAAGAUGGAGGUUUAAAAAAAAUCCAGCCGAUAAAGAGUCAACUGAGGGUUAUGUAGAAUUAUUAAUGUUACAGAAAUUUCCCACAAAUUGACUAGCUUUUGUCAAUGGGCAGCUUGGUCCCAUGUUCACUGCAGAAAACCUUUGCUUGUGGUAUACUAGACGAAUGGCAUGGUGACAGCACAGCGUAUUCUGGUCGGGUCCAUUGAUUUCACUGGACCUAAAAUAGUCUAGCAAGUGUACCAAAAGUUUUCAAUGUUCGGUCACAUUCACAUGUCCGCAGAAAAUAAACCUGAGUUCUUUCUGCGGACUCCGCACAGAAUGCAUAGCAGUACGAGUCUGCAGAAGGCCCGCACAGAUUUAUUUUUUUGUGUGUGUGGACAUGUGAACAUAGCCUUAAGUUUUAUUUCCUGAUUAGAUAGUGUGGGCAACAACACUUCAGGAGACUGGGGGAGAUUUAUCAAAACUCUUUGUAAAGAAAGAAUGGUGCAGUUGCUCAUAGCAACCAGAUUGCCUUAUGAUUCAGGGUACUUAAAGGAGAAAUCCCAUGCAGAAAAAGUAUUGUGUUUUAAAUGGAGAAGCAAAAGUUAUAUCACUUAGUAAAUCACUGACUUCACCCAUCUUGUAAGUAAAACCUGUUUUUCUAGCUUCUUUGUUCAGAGAGGAAGUUCAGCAGCUCCCUGUUCUGAUGACUUGCGACCCCCCAUUGAGCUGCAUUAUGCUGGGGGCCGUGAUGUCACAAUUUCCCAUAGUUCUGCAGCUUAGCCAGCUCUGUGCACGGCAAGGGAACCUCCCAUGUGCAGCUUCAGCCAAUCAUAGAAGCCCCAGUGAGCUGAGCACUUGUCUUCAUCUCCUCGGCAGGGAAGCAUCUGACAGCCAGCUCAGUGUUUAUAAGAGCAAGAACGAUGUCCUGAGAAGAAGCAGAGGGGGAGAUCCCUGCUCUCCCCUGCACUGAUCACAAUCUGACAGCAGGUCAGUCUGAAAGAAUGAUGUCCUGAGAAUAGAAGCAGGGGGAGGGGAAACACUGAGCCUGCUGUUAGGAAAGUGAUCAGUGUCUAGGUCAGUGUAUCCCAACCAGGGUGCCUCCAGCUGUUGCAAAACUAAAACUCCCAGGCAUGCUGGGAGUUGUAGUUUCACAACAGCUGGAGGCACCCUGGUUAGGAAGCACUGGUCUAGGCUGGGCUACUUCUAUGAUGAACUGAAAGGCAUUAUGGGAGACAGGAAGUCAGGGACCUCCAUGGACCAGGAAGUACCGAUCUUUCA